Messenger RNA from Tuber aestivum (summer truffle), 1279 nucleotides. Lineage: Eukaryota; Fungi; Ascomycota; Pezizomycetes; Pezizales; Tuberaceae. The record is from the annotation of a GenBank genome assembly.
AACCACAACAGACCUCUCUACUACACACCACCUGACAAACAACGGGGUAUCUACAAUGUCUUCGGAAAAACCAACCCUGCGGGAUCAUCGCAAAUCAUCCACCAUCACAGGGCUUUUCUCUAGAAAAAGGUAGGGAUGAACUUACCGAACAGUCCGUAGGCAAGAAAAAUGCUGACCUGGACGUGGUUUCUCCCCAAAGUCUGCCCGAUGAGCAAUGCAAUGUCAAACCGGAAGACCCAUGUGGGAUCGGGGCCGAGGACAUAAAUGCCAGCGAUGCACUGACCGAACUGUACGAGGGCAAGAAGCCCAGUGAUCUGGAGCUCGUUUCUCCGCAAAAUCGUCUCAGUGGACCAUGCGGUGCCGGACCGGAGGCCUCCUGUGAAAUCGUGUCCCAUAAUAUGAAACAUGACGCCCCACAUCCACUUGGAGACACAAUCGAACAAGAGGCGCUCUGCAACAGCCUCGCGAUGACGAUCUCGGUCGACAAGCCCGGUGGCCUCUGUAUCGAGACUCUCCUUGCACGGAUUGAUAAACUCGAAAAGCAGUCGACCGAAGACGCGAAGGCCCUUAUGAGUCAGAGCAAGAUAAUUGACUCCCUUCAAUGGCGCGGCAUCUGCCGGGAUGGCCAGGUAACGGCUCUUGCGGCUUCUUCGGGUCCGUACAUCUACCGGAGGAACUAUUUUCUUAGCAUCUUCAAUAGAGACAAACUUGGCACGGCAACCGAUACGGACCUGGGAAUCAUCGGAGCGGGCACUCAGUCGGUUGAGGGAGGAGAUGCUAUGGUCGAUGCCACGCUGUAUAUCGGGCCUAUGCGCAGAAGAGAUUUCACGACCUUUCUGAGGCUGUACGGUUUUAUGCCCGAAGUCGUGCGCCAGUUUGGUGAGAACGCUCACGGCUCUCUCCACUGAUCCUAAAAGCACACAAGCUAACGAUCUCUAGUCCGCCCCGAAACCAUUCACAUCUUGAACAUCCAUGCAGGUGUGCUCGCCUCACAGCACAAGAUGGGCAGUGAAACAUUCUACCGCCUUUUCGCCAAAUUUGUUCAGGCAUUUUCCAAAGCAGGGAUUAAAGGUGAGGAGGACUACUAUAAAGGCAAGCCCACAGACGUCACACACGCAUACUGGAAGUUCUUGGACUGCAUCAAUGCCGAGGUUGUGGAUACUGGUGUCGGGAGGGAGACAAGGUUUGCUGAAUAGGUUGUUCUGAGGAGUCGAUGAUUCAUCGGAGAUAGUGGCUUGUAGUUUACUCUUAGGUCUCGCCUAAUGAUGAAUGUUCUCUU